This is a messenger RNA of Pungitius pungitius (ninespine stickleback), 2666 nucleotides long. Its product is annotated as extracellular calcium-sensing receptor-like. Bases 28 to 2493 code for a protein of 821 amino acids. Gene Ontology annotation, biological process: G protein-coupled receptor signaling pathway. Gene Ontology annotation, cellular component: plasma membrane. NCBI's taxonomy places the organism in Eukaryota, Metazoa, Chordata, Actinopteri, Perciformes, Gasterosteidae. The transcript is spliced from 6 exons. The record is from RefSeq and is a predicted model, not a curated record. Gene Ontology annotation, molecular function: G protein-coupled receptor activity.
CCUAGUUUAUUCAAGCAGGGAGACGUAAUGAUAGGAGGGAUUUUCCCGGUUUUCAACAAAGACAUAAGUAGCAUUUCUACGUUCGAGAGAGAGGCGCCAAGUGUGAAGUGUGCAGGAUUUUACCCGCGUGCUUUUCGAUGGACCCAAGUAAUGAUUUUUGCAAUUGAAGAAAUCAACAAUGAUCCUUUAUUCUUGCCAAAUAUUUCCCUUGGCUAUAGGAUCCUUAACUCUUGUUCAUCACCCACAAAUACUCUACGUGCUGCACUUAUGCUGGUUAGUGGACCAGAGAAGAAAGAAUUCAAUUUCACUUGUCCUCCACCGAUAUCUGCCCUCGUGGCAGAAUCAGGAUCGUCUCAGUCUUUAGCAGUGGCUGGAACUGUUGGACCAUUUCAAGUGCCACUAGUUAGUUAUUUCUCAACAUGUGCCUGUCUGAGUAACCGAGCAAAAUAUCCAACAUUUUUUCGGACAAUCCCCAGUGACUAUUUCCAGGCGAAAGCUCUGGCAGCACUUGUAAAACAUUUUGGCUGGCAGUGGAUCGGGGUUAUACAGUCAGACAAUGACUACGGGCGAGGUGGGAUUCAGGCUUUUACUGAGGAGGUUAAGAACCUUGGGGUUUGUAUAGCCUUUGUCGGGACAGUUUUACGAACAUAUAUGAUGGAUAAAAUUCUGGAUGUUGUGGAAAUGAUCAAGCUGUCAACUGUCAAAGUCAUUCUUGCUUUUACUCCAGAGGGGGACUUUUACCCUUUGAUGAAGGAGGUUGUGAAACAAAACAUUACAGGAAUUCAGUGGAUUGCCAGCGAGGCCUGGAUAACAGCAGUUCGACUCUCAACACCCGACAUGUAUCAAGCUUUUGGGGGAGCCCUAGGAUUUGGGUUGCAGAAGACGGCUAUUCCAAAUCUAGAACCGUUUCUAAGAGGCAUUAGCCCUUAUAAUGAUCCAAGUGCAGCCUUUGUGAGGGUCUUCUGGGAAAUUAUGGUCGGUUGUUAUCCUCUCUUACCUGGGGACCAAGCAGGGACUGAGGCGACAAAGGAAAAAUGCACAGGAAAUGAGACAUUUUUGAAUCCUCAGGAUGAUUUCUUCAAUGUCACACAACUCAGAGUGUCCUACAAUGUGCAUAAAGCCGUUUAUGCCAUUGCACAUGCCCUACAUCAGCUGUUAUUCUGUCAACCAGUCGGAGAAAUUACAGUGAGGCCAUGUCUGAAUAUAUCAAACAUUCAGCCUAAACAGGUCACUGAUCACUUAAAAAGGGUGAAUUUUAAGAAUCCGUUUGGGGAUAAUGUGUUUUUUGAUGUCAACGGUGACCCCCCUGCCUUUUAUGAUAUUAUUAACUGGCAACUUAUAGAUGGGCAGGUGCAGCAUGUCACAGUGGGUAAUUUUGCCUCUGCCGCUGACGAAACUUAUAAGCUCAGGAUACAAAAGGAAAAAAUAGUGUGGAAUACAGGAAAAACGGUGCCGACAUCGAUGUGCUCUAAUGUGUGUCCAGUAGGAACCAGACGAGCUCAACAAAAGGGAAAACCCAUUUGUUGUUUUGACUGUAUCCCAUGUGCUGAUGGAACUAUAGCCAACUCAACAGGUGCAGCAGACUGCACACCCUGUCCACGGGAAUACUGGUCCAAUGUGGUCAGAGAUGAGUGCAUUCCAAAAACAAUUGAGUUCCUGACAUAUCACGAGUCGAUGGGAAUAGCUAUAACAGUAUUGUCCCUGCUAGGGGCAUCCCUGUCGCUGGCAACAAUGAUCAUCUUUAUCUAUUACAAAGAGACUCCUGUGAUAAAGGCCAGCAACUCUGAGCUGAGCUGUUUCCUUUUGCUUUCUCUCUUUUUGUGUUUUCUUUGUCCCCUCACAUUCAUUGGCAGACCCACAGUGUAUACGUGCAUGCUGCGCCACACUGCGUUUGGUGUGACAUUUGCACUUUGUAUUUCCUGUGUGUUAGGAAAAACUAUUGUUGUUGUUACAGCUUUCAAAGCCACAUAUCGUGGCAACACAUUUGCUGGAAAGUUUGGCCCUGCUCAGCAAAGGAUCAUAGUUUGCUUCUGUACAUUGAUUCAGAUAGUGAUAUGUGUGUUGUGGCUGAAGUUAAAUCCACCUUUCCCAGACAUGGUUUUCAGACAGAGCAAUAAGAAGAUUCUUCUAGGAUGUAAUACAGGCUCUGAGGCUGCUUUUUAUGCAGUGCUGGGGUACAUAGGGAUCCUUGCAUUAAUGUGUUUAGCCCUGGCAUUCCUAGCAAGAAAGUUGCCUGAUAACUUUAAUGAAGCAAAACUAAUCACGUUCAGCAUGCUGAUAUUCUGUGCUGUCUGGAUCACCUUUAUCCCAGCAUAUGUCAGCUCUCCUGGAAAGUUCACUGUUGCUGUGGAAAUAUUUGCAAUUUUGUCUUCAACAUUUGGCUUAUUUACUUGCAUUUUUGCACCUAAAUGUUACAUAAUAUUGUUCAAGCCAGAGAAAAAUACCAAAAAACAUGUCAAGGGCAAAAAUCUUUCAGAAAAAAGGAUUUCUUAAUGUUACUUCAUUUAAUGUGAUGUUAUGUGCUGAUCAAUUAGUCUAAUAUUUCAUAUAUUUCCUGCAUAAUAUGCAGGUGUGACAACCCUGGCUGCCUUCCCUGCAUGUGUGGAGGGGGCGUGGCAGAGGGACGUCAGGGCCAUGGAUUCACCUGAGGAAAUCCGUGGCACUGG